UUCUAUAACUGUGUGACUGCUAUUUGAAAAAAUAACCUCAUAUUAGAUCUUGAUCCAGAUCUAGAAUCUAGACUAGGCCUAGAGAUUCUACUCCUGGAUAUUUCUUCAAGGUUUUUCAAAGGUCUUUGUCUUCUGUUUCUACCUUGGUCAUCUUUACACUUCAAGAUUAUUAAACUAUUAUCAUAGUUUUUUUUUAGAUAGGCCUACACUUACAAGUCCAGAAUUUGGUCUAUAAACUCAGUAGAGGGCCUGCAAUGACGUCUUCGCUAAAAAAUAUCACAGUUUGUAAAAAGCAAGCGACACUUUCAAAGUUGAUUCCUGUCAAGGGUAUAACUAAAAGUCAUCUUCCGGAAAGCUACCAGGACAAUAAAGACAUUUUUAAUUUUCUCAUGGCGCUCGCCGACCUCACGGUCAAAAUCACGACAAGCUUCACCAGCCCCAACAGACCUGAAACUUACCCAGAUACAGACGUCGUCUACCCUUUUCAGGACAUGUGGGGGUCGGGGAAGGAGAGGGUGGCCACGGGAUGGGUGGACCAGAUAAAGAGGUAUUCGGAAAAAGAGAAUUUGGACUGCCGAUGCCCUAAGUGCAGAAGCUCGGAGACGCCAAGCAAAGUAUGGGGUGAUGUGACCAUCGUCACCAACACUCACAACGUCUUUGAUCGGUUUGAGGCGGAGAAGUCUACGUGCUGGCUGUUCUACAACGACGAGGCCGGCCCGGUGACGGCGCUCAAGGGCAGGAGCAUGAGCUACGCAGACAUGGAGAGUGGCAGAAGCGCCCUGGUGUGCUCCACGUGCGACAUGGAGCUAUUAGAAAAGCUGUCCCACGCCCUGCUGCUGUGCGAAGAACUUAAACGGAAAAUAGAGCCAGCAGUUUCGGGGAUCCCAAUCCGCCCAGAAGAAAGCAUCAUCAUCUCUCACCCCCAUGGCUGUCCGAAACAUUUCUGGUUUGGGAAAUGGAAACCGAAAACGGAGAACGGGAAAGCAUGGUAUGCCACACCCAUCUGCUCAGGAAAUGAUGGUGCGCCAUUGGUGAUCUUGGGCGAGAUUUUAAAGCCAUCCUAUUGGCCUUACUCAGGUCCGUCCUGCAAAUAGAUCCUCAAGGAGCACAUUGAGUAUGUUUGAAUAAUUUGUAGUGUCUCAAUUUUCUAGCAUUUGGACUUUCAAUAUUUUUUUUCAAAUGUGAAGCAAUCCUCUUAAUACAUUGUUAAUAACG
Molecule: messenger RNA, 1215 nt
Organism: Biomphalaria glabrata
Lineage: Eukaryota; Metazoa; Mollusca; Gastropoda; Planorbidae
Exons: 3
Coding region: 255-1094 (279 amino acids)
Source: RefSeq, a predicted model, not a curated record